This is a messenger RNA of Cryptomeria japonica (Japanese cedar), 1567 nucleotides long. RefSeq lists its product as uncharacterized. The transcript has 4 exons. NCBI's taxonomy places the organism in Eukaryota, Viridiplantae, Streptophyta, Pinopsida, Cupressales, Cupressaceae. Gene Ontology annotation, biological process: DNA-templated transcription elongation; transcription elongation-coupled chromatin remodeling. Bases 165 to 1205 code for a protein of 346 amino acids. The record is from RefSeq and is a predicted model, not a curated record.
AGGAGGCAUCUCUGAGUUCAAAUCUUCCACAAUCUUUUUUUCAAAAAAAGUUAGGAGCCGCUUCAAUAAUAAGACUAUAAAAUCUAUGGUUUCAUGUUGAGUUUCAAUCCGAUUUGAUAUAUGGGCGACUAGGCAAAGUGAGGGGAUAAGCUUCCAAAGAAGAAAUGCAAACCACUGCUCUUCUUCGCUUCCCUUCUUCCUCCUCUCUGUCAUCUCAUCCAUCCUCAAAAUUUUCGUCUUAUCCUUUACACAAGAUCAAAUGUAGUAGUGCAUCGUCCAACGUUGAGAUUAAUGACGGUAAGUUGUUAUCGGCGAAAGAUAGGAGGAAGAUGCGAAAUGAGCGGCGGGAAGAGGCCAUAAGUUCCAAGCCUCCUUGGCGAGAAGUGGUGGAGGAAAGGCUGUUAGCGACGCCGAAGAUGCCAAAUCUGCGGUAUCUGUUGAAUUUGGAUACCCUUGCAGAGGAAGGAGUGAGCUGGUGGACUCUUUGUGUGCGCAAGACUUCAGAAAGGUCUGCCGCAAAGAACCUCUUCAUAGAAUUCCGCAGACAGUAUCCUGAUGCCGAACUUGAGAUUUUUGUACCAGAGGUGCCCUUCAGAAAGGAAAUGAAAGAUGGAUCUUAUUCCAAACGUAUGAAGAUAUUGUUUCCUGGCUACAUUUUCAUAAAAUGCCUUUUGAACAAGGAGAUACAUGACCUCAUAAGAUAUUCUCCAAGCAUACGUGGAUUUUCUGGAACCAAAGUUGGCAAUAGUACGAGGUGGAUAAUGAGACCAAAUCCAAUUUCAAAUGCUAAAAUAGAAGAAAUGCUUAAAAGAGUUAAUGAGGAAAAAGAGAAGUGCAGCCAGGAAAUUGAAGAUGAACUACUAAAAGAAAAGAGGAACAAAAAAAAAGACAAUUUGGUCAGGCAGGAGCAUACUGAAGCUAUUACGCAUAAAGAUUUUUCCAUUGCCAAGAAUGCUAAUUUUCGCACAGACUUAGCUAAGGAGUUAAGUAAGAUUAAUAGAAGUGGUAUACAAAUUGGCUCUUCUGAUGCCAACCUUAACUCAAAGAAUGUCUCGGAGGCUUUUACCGAGACUUAUUUGAAGCUGCUAAGGAAGCAGAAAAGCAGUAAUGGGAGAGACAAAUUUCCCAGUAAAAAGAAAUAUAAACUCAUUGAGCGACCUAAGGUUGCUUCUGGACAUGUCAAAAAGUUUGAUUUGGAGACUUGAAAGUUCCUGCAGAAAGGAGCUAUGCUUAUGAUUUUUGGGAUGGAAUACCUCUGGAUUCGAAGAUCUAUGAGCUUUGAGUAUGACGGUUGAUAUGGACUCUGUCAAGCUUGUUAGACUGACUGGGUUAAUGCACCCUUCAUGCUUCCAAGAUGACAAAGAUUUCAACCAAAUCGUGUGACACUAAAUAUAUAUGUUUGCCUUGGGUAGGCUUUUGUAUAUUAAUCAUACUUGUGCAUUUAUGCAUUUUCUGAUUUAGCUUAUAGAGACCCAUCAAUUGUUGACCACGACAAUUUAUUACCCCCAUGUAUUUUUAUUUGGAGGUGUUUAAUAGGAGCAAAGGCAUCUUACGAUGAAUUCAAGCA